Diachasmimorpha longicaudata is the source of this 3024-nucleotide messenger RNA. It is a transcript of the gene unpg, whose product is annotated as homeobox protein unplugged-like. NCBI's taxonomy places the organism in Eukaryota, Metazoa, Arthropoda, Insecta, Hymenoptera, Braconidae. The record is from RefSeq and is a predicted model, not a curated record. Gene Ontology annotation, cellular component: nucleus. Gene Ontology annotation, biological process: regulation of nervous system development; regulation of transcription by RNA polymerase II. The transcript is spliced from 4 exons. Gene Ontology annotation, molecular function: RNA polymerase II transcription regulatory region sequence-specific DNA binding; DNA-binding transcription factor activity, RNA polymerase II-specific. Bases 281 to 1417 code for a protein of 378 amino acids.
GGAAACCGCGACAGUUGCUCGUCGGCGAGCCACUCAAACGCGUCUCGUCUCUAUUUCUCCGAUCGAAAGCCUCAAGUGUUUUUUUAAUUUCAAAAAAUUGCUUUCGGCGGGAAAACAAGCCGCCAAUUUUAAACGUUCGGAGAAAAUUUUUCAGUGAGCAGUGAAUUGUGAUUUUCGAACGGUAAAAGUGAAGUUCGAGAAACGCUAGGUGUUUUCAUUAUGGAUUUGGAAUAGAACGAAUUUUGAGGCUUAGAUUUGUGCUUAAGGGAUAUACCUUGAUAUGGAAUCACCUCCGGUGGAGGAGACCGAGUUGGAUGUGGGAUCGGCGAGUGAUGAGGUGGAGUCCAUGGAGAAUUCGGUGAAGCCGUCACCGAAGCCGUUCACUAUUGAGAGCUUGAUUGGAAAUAGGGGGCAGGUUGUCGGGGGCGAGAGGAAGGACAAUUGGUGCGAUAAGAAUGGGGAUGGGAAGGGGAGUGAGAGGGACAGGGAGAGGGAAUUGCUGUAUCAGCAGCACUGUUUCGCGACGGCUACCAGUGCAUUGCCGGGAUUCGCGAUGCCCCUAAGCUUGUACAGCGCUUGGUUGCCAAUGCGAAUGUAUGGGGGAAGUGUACCAGGGGGACCGAUCCUGCCGCCUCAUCUGUCAGCGAGUUAUCCUGCCCAUCAGGGCCAUCAGGCCCAGUUGCCACAUCAUCUCAAUCUGAGUCUCAAUCAUCUGCAUGGAGCUGCGUAUCCCGGACACCGGGACGUUCAACCGAGUGGACUGACGGAUAGUGAGGACGAGGGUAGUCUCUCACCUGUUCAAGAUCUUUCCAAGUCUCAACAUGGGUCGGAAAGUGGACGAAUAUCCCCAGAAUCCGACGACGAUGGCGUGACGACCGAGCCAGGUCUCUCCCAGAACUCAUCAGUAUCGUCUGCCUCGGCGAACGCGAGCAAAGGUCGCCGAAGAAGGACAGCGUUCACCUCAGAGCAACUCCUAGAACUAGAACGAGAAUUUCACGCUAAAAAAUAUCUCUCUUUGACAGAGCGUUCGCACAUCGCGCACGCUCUCAAGCUGUCCGAGGUCCAGGUGAAGAUCUGGUUCCAAAAUCGCCGGGCAAAAUGGAAGCGAAUGAAGGCAGGCCUGACGACUGGCGGAGCGAGCUCAGCUUCUCGACAUGCCGCUCACGGACAGCAGGCCAACGCUGGCCCUCGCAUAGUCGUGCCAAUUCCUGUUCAUGUGAGCAGACUAGCUGUCAGAUCUCAUCACCAUCACCUCGAGAAAUGUCCAACGGGAAAUCCUGGGAGGCCGAGCGAUUCGCUGUCCUCGGGAUUGUCCGGAAGACUGUCAUCUUCCCUUGUUGGAGGUUCUCAUACCCUAGGAUCUGGGACUGGACUGAGGGCAUUCAGUGCACCUGCGACCAACUCCUCGAGAAGGUAGCUGAGUGUCUAAUAAAGUGUAUGAUAUACUCUUGAAGGAGGGACUGUUGGUUGUGCUGUCAACUGUUGAUUGAUCGGUGAUAGUUAUAACCAGUGAUUUGAUGAACAGUGCAGAGUGUACUGUUGAUAAUCGGUGGAUUAUGAAAGCUUUAUCAACGCGAAAUUACUAGUAGUGAACGAAGAGAUCUCCAUUAAAAAACUUUAGAAUUUUCCCUGGUAACUCUAUAGAAAGCUAUACUGUCAACCGAGUAAUCUCCGGACUCGUGGCUCGUUUCAAGUGUAUCAAAUGUUGGAGGCUCUAUUCUUCAAGUACGAAUUAUUGCCUGUGCUGUCAACUAGUGAUCGAUUGUGAACGAUCAUUACUUAGAAGGACGAAAAAAUGAGGCAUCUUUACAUGAAGAAUUAUUAACUGUCGGUUGGGACUGAAUCGGAAUUUAUGUUGUCAACGGAGCUAUCGCCGGCAGGCUCGGUCAGGGUGAUUGUCAUCUUCGCUCGUUGAAGAGUUCUUAAAUAGUUUUUAAAAUACCUCCAAAUUUACCAAAAAUCAUAGAAAUGCUUUACCAUAAAAGCAUUUAAAAUGUCUGAGAACAUUAAAGAGCAUCUGUCACUCACUUUCAUCGACUUUCAUACAUACUCGAAGAAUGAACAAGAGAAUUCAUCAAGUAUGUACAUAUACCCAUUGAAACUGAGUUCCAAGCCCGAUGACGAACAAAGGAUUGAAUAUUAAAUGUGUACGUAUUCUGUAACGGAUGGCCGCGCCCACAAUACACUCACACUACUCAUAAAUCCAAUAUUGAAGAUGUAUAUUCAUCCACAGAAGUGAUCUCUCACUGAGUUAAUCCGAUUUUCAUGUGAUUUUCAAACAGUUUGGAUGGAAUGAAGUUAACGAAGGCGACAUUGUUCGUGAUGUUUUAUUAAUAAGCUGUGUUACCACUGACGAUUCACUCAAUCAUUAUUUGAUAAUGGUGAGGUAAUUUCGAGCACCACGGAUUAUUGGGUUUAACUGAUUUUUAAAAUGAGCAAGUCGAGCAACGAGUUAACGAUCAGUUGAUAAAAAUGUAUUCCGUAAAGUCGAGGUAAAAUGUUGUAAUGAGUAAUAAAAAUGAAGACUGUAAAUAGAGAAUGAGAAGAACUCGAUGAGUCAGAAAUAAUCUUGAAUGUGGGAAAGUUGGAUUAUUCCUCGAGUAUUUUCACUGGAAAGGUUUAAAAUGAUUUCAGAAGUCAAGUGGUUUUUCCACAUAACUCAUAAAAAUUUUAUUUUGUCAUUAAAACCUCGUUUCAUAUAUAAAAAAAAAUAUGGUAAAUAUUACCACUUCACCAGUGAAUGUUCACAAUUUUUUUUACUUGUAUACUUCAACAAUACUCAACAUUUUAUAAAUAAUAAUUUAUUUCUCUCUCUUUCUCUCUCUCUCUCUCUCGUAAACUGUAGAUAGUCUCAUGUAUAGCAAAAAAAACUAAAUUAUCUAUAUCGACAAACGUGAGCUGUAAGAAACGUUAUAUAUUCAUGAUCGGAUUUAAUAUAUAGUUAAAUAAAUUGUCAAAAACAAUUUGCGAAUAAAAAUAAUUAUACGUUAUGUACAAAAGCGCAAUAAACUCGUGUUAAUAAAA